This is a messenger RNA of Rangifer tarandus platyrhynchus (Svalbard reindeer), 366 nucleotides long. The record is from the annotation of a GenBank genome assembly. NCBI's taxonomy places the organism in Eukaryota, Metazoa, Chordata, Mammalia, Artiodactyla, Cervidae.
AUGCGGGUUCGAUCCCUGGAUCAGGAAGAUCCUCUGGAGAAGGAAAUGGCAACGCACUCCAAUAUUUUUGCCUGGAAAAUCCUAUGGACAGAGGAGCCUGGCAGGCUACAGUCAAGUGAAAGUCACUCAGUCAUGUCUGACUCUUUGCGACCUCAUGGACUGUAUAGACCAUGGAAUUCUCAAGCCCAGAAUACUGGAGUUGAUAGCUGUUCCCUUCUCCAGGGGAUCUUCCCAACCCAGGGAUCGAACCCCGGUCUCCUGCAUUGCAUGCAGAUUCUUUGCCAGCUGAGCCACAAGGGAAGCCCAAGAAUACUGGAGUGGGUAGCCUAUCCCGUCUCCAGCGGAUCUUCCCGAACCAAGAAUUGA